Molecule: messenger RNA, 3759 nt
Organism: Gymnogyps californianus (California condor)
Lineage: Eukaryota; Metazoa; Chordata; Aves; Accipitriformes; Cathartidae
Gene: DCUN1D4
Product: defective in cullin neddylation 1 domain containing 4
Exons: 12
Coding region: 70-960 (296 amino acids)
Biological process (GO): positive regulation of ubiquitin-protein transferase activity; protein neddylation
Cellular component (GO): ubiquitin ligase complex
Molecular function (GO): cullin family protein binding; ubiquitin-like protein binding; ubiquitin conjugating enzyme binding
Source: RefSeq, a predicted model, not a curated record
AAUCACUUGCUUGUCAUGUUGACUACGCCAUUGUCCCUUUGCUAAUUUUCAAGAUGGUGUUAUUUGAGCAUGGGAGAUUUUCAACUGAAUUCUCACCUAUCAACACUGGCAAAUAUUCACAAGAUUUACCACACCCUCAAUAGGCUGAAUCUGACAGAGGACGUUGGUCAAGACGAUCACCAGACAGGAGAGAGACUUUCAAAGAUACGAAGAAUAGGAAGUCUCCGGUCUUGCAGUUCAUCAGACUGCUUUAGUAAAGUGAUGCCUCCAAGGAAAAAGAGGAGACCUGCAGCAGGAGAUGAUUUAUCUGCUAAGAAAAGUAGACAUGAUGGUAUGUAUAGAAAAUAUGAUUCGACUAGAAUAAAAGCAGAGGAAGAAGUCUUUUCAAGUAAGAGAUGCUUAGAGUGGUUCUAUGAAUAUGCAGGCACUGAUGACAUUGUAGGGCCAGAAGGUAUGGAGAAAUUUUGUGAAGACAUUGGAGUUGAACCAGAAAAUGUAGUUAUGCUUGUACUAGCAUGGAAGUUGGAUGCACAAAACAUGGGCUACUUUACAUUACAAGAAUGGUUAAAAGGAAUGACAUCACUACAAUGUGAUACUACAGAAAAAUUGAGAAAUUCUCUGGAUUACUUGAGAUCUUUAUUAAAUGAGCCUACCAAUUUUAAACUUAUUUAUAGAUAUGCAUUUGACUUUGCACGGGAAAAGGACCAGCGCAGCCUAGAUAUCAAUACUGCCAAGUGUAUGUUGGGCCUCCUUUUAGGAAAAACAUGGUCCCUUUUUCCAGUAUUUCACCAGUUUCUAGAGCAAUCAAAAUAUAAAGUUAUCAAUAAGGACCAAUGGUGUAACGUUCUUGAAUUCAGCAGAACAAUUAACCUUGACCUCAGUAACUAUGAUGAAGAUGGAGCCUGGCCAGUGUUGUUGGAUGAGUUUGUGGAAUGGUAUAAAGGAAAACAGAUGACAUAGGAGUUUAACUAUGCACAGCCACUCAAGAGUCACUGUUACCACAGUUAUGUCAACCAUUAGCCAUAAACUGCUAUUUGUAUCAAAGUGCAUGCUGCUUUUCUUGCACUGCAUCCCUUUUGCAGGGAACUUUUGAUGUUUGCUAUUUAACAAGCUAGCUAUGCUUGCUGUGUAGCAUUGUUCUCUUUGAAGGCUGCUUUGCAUUUUGUAUUUACACUACAAAUUGGUGAACUUGCCAGCGUCUUCACUGUGAUUAUGUGUAUAUUGCUGUCUAAAUUUUGUAUAUGUGUAUAAAAAAAAAGCUUCUCCUAGGGAUUAUUUCUGCAGAAAUGUAUUGUAAAAAUAAUUUUGUGGCAUAUUUCUAGUCAUCACUUACAUGUUUGAAACUUUAGUUAUUUUGUUUUUCUUUUGGUCUCAAAUGUAGCAUUUCAGAAAAUGAAAUGAACAGACUGCUUGGACAUAGUUAUGUGAAGAACUAUUGUCAAUUUUAAUGUUACUAUUUGAGAUGCCAGUUUCUGAGGGGAGAAGACAUGCUGUGACUUUCUUCACCGGAGUUCGCCAAACCUGACCUGUUGCUUAAUAGAAAUGAAACAUUGGUGUCUUAAAAAGAAAAUAUAUAUAUACAUAUAAAAAAACACUGUAAUAGUUGUACAUGCCACAGAUGAUUUCCAUUUGAAGAAAAAAGUACUGACUUUUUAAUGUUAAAACUGCAGUAGUCAUUACAGGUACAAAUGAACAAAUUAAAGUACCUUUUAAAAAUGGGUUUUAGACUUUCAUAAAUUGCCUUUGGCAUACUCCUUUUAAUUUUUGGUGUACCAAGAGUGUUUGGUCUAUGUUGCGAUCUAGUGAAAUUGAAAGUUCUAGCUAAAAUGAGUGGGUUUGGGGAAUAAAGUCUGCUCACCCCUAGCACAUAUGUAAUACAGAUUUAGGGGGUUGGGUGGUUUUUUUUUUUUGGUAACGUUAGCCUUUCCCAGGGUCUCUAACUUUGUGUUUCUAAGUAAUUAAAAAUAUGAUAUCGAAUAGUCAAAACAUUACUUUUUCUUUCAUGCUGGGGAUUGGAAUUUCCUAGCAGAAUGUCCAUUGCAGGCAAUGGGCAUCUUAAACACCAGCAUUAAAUGACAGUACUUUUUAGUAGGGACCACUGCCUAUUUCACUCAUUUCUUAUCUGUAUAGGACAGUUCUAGUGAUUAUUUUGGGGAAAAUGAGUGAAUGGAAUGAUGUUUAAGUUCUGUAAUUUUGUCACGUUGUCUUUACCUUACGCUUCUUUAUUAAGUAAUGUUAGUGUUGAUUUUUAUAAAUAGGUCCUUGAAGUAUCCGGUGCUAUUAAACUUUGAUCCCUAAGGAUUUAUUAAAAUGUUCCAUAUUGAGUCACGGAGCAUUUAGCAAAAAAGGGGCCGUGGAUGUUUUGGAAUGAAGAAUAACAUUACUUCUUUGUAGAAAUAUUUUACAAGGUAUUGGCAGUUUUGCUAUUUCUCUAGAAUGCAAUCCAGGGGAAGGUGGGGAAAGUGUUUUAGGUUGAAUGUGAAAUUUUCAGCUGUAUUGAAGGUCCUAUUCUGCCAUCACUGAGGUCAGUGAAAGUCAUUAAUUUGACUACUUUCAGGAUUAAGCCUAGUUUAGCAAAAGCACAUUAGUUUGCUGCCCUGGACCAGGAAGUUGUAAUUGUGGUGCUACAGGUGGUCAGUUGUGUUCAAUCUCUUUGUUGGUUUUUGUUUGUCAAACUCAGCUGCCAAAGACAAAAAUUGUUUGUGUGUGUUUGUGUAUAUUUGUAUAUACAUAAAUAUACAAUAUGUAUGCAUAUACAAAACCUAGAAUUUCAUGAUGCUAAGGAGAAAAUACUACCUUUCCCUGCGAAAUAGUCAUGUUCAGAUUUCCAUGACACUAAAUAGCGCUCUUUAAAGUUAAUAGUGGUAAAACAUACAUAGUCAUUGCUUUCUCAUGUACUAAUACGCGUAACCUUAAUUCCAUGUUUGAUGCCAGUUUGCACAAGAAAUUAAUUCAGUGGAGUGCGGUAUUUAAUGUUUACAAUAAGCCUCUUACUAAAACACACACGUUUUAUUAAGACUUCUGAUGUAAAUGUGUAUAUUACCAUAGUAUAACCGUAAGGAAAUAUCAGUGGAGCUGCUGGUUUAGUUCUUAAAAGAAUGAACUUAGAAGCAAUAUAACUUCUAACAUUAGGCUAAUUGUGGUUGCUAAGAUUUUAAGUGAAAUACUGUUGUUGUUCUUAAACGUUAAGCUAGUUACUGACUCUAGAAAACUGUUUAGCACAAAUUGGCAUGAAUCCUGCAACAAAUAAAAGGUUUGCAUAAAAGGUUUUGUAUGUCACAAAUAAUUUGGCUUCCAAUAAUGGAAGCAAGAGCCAAAGACACUUUUAAUCUAUUACUGUUAUAGGUAUAACUUUCAUAUAGCAGGGUCAACAGAAAUCUGUUCAGCUCAACCAGGUGCUCUUUUUCCAAGUUUUGCUAACGUUUAGCAGAAUACAAAAUUUAAUUAAAAGCAAAGAAAACAGAGGAAAAGAAACCUCAGAAAGUACGCGGUAUGAAUAAACAAACUCUUUGUGUUUUCUUUGGGUAAAAGUAAUGGGGAGUGAUGGAAAGGAAGAAUGUGUUUGGAAAUGAAUCUCAUAGAUGCUGCAAAUUUUUUGUCUUCUGCUUGCAAGCAGGAUGAAUCUGUAGUCUUCAGCUGGUUUAUAAACAUGCAUCUUCAUAAAAUAAACCACAAAUUCAAUUACAGCUAGUAGACAGCUCUACUGACAUUUAUAGAGAACAAAUGGACUAAAAUGGACCUGUAUGGCUUGAUAAGCUU